AGUCUCUUGGUCUUGAACUAUAAGCAGCGAGCGCUUCCUAAGAGAUACUGGUCAAGAGGUGUACCAAACUGGCUUCCCAGGUCCAAUUGCUCCACCACAGCACAACAGAGUUUGACAGGCCACUGGUUGCUGUUCGAUUCCCUCCCUCCAAGGCCAGUCCUUCCUCCACCCCUCCUUCCCAGCUGUAAAAAGGCAACUUCAAACCUUCGCAAGCCGGGCAGUAGUGUUGCGCUCUCUUCUAAGAUGGAGAUGCCGCAGUCUUCAGCUGGCAAUGUUCAGAUUCAGGCCAAUCAAUCCAAUGAGCCAGAUCGUCCCAAAGUGAUUGUUGUAGGGGCUGGUAUAGCAGGCCUUGUGGCCGCUCACAAGCUCCAAAAGACGGGGCGUUUCAACGUUGUUGUUCUCGAGGGCUCCGACCGCGUCGGCGGACGCGUUUACACCUCCAUUUUCCAGGGCAAAAGGGUUGAGUUAGGCGCCCAGUGGAUACACGGGAUCAAAGGCAGUCCUGUGUACGCACUCGCCAAAGAAGAGGGGCUAAUGGAAAGCGAAGACGACUUGGCAGCGAGUGAGGGCGACGAGUCUGAAGACGAGGAAGAAUUUGACUUUGACGAGAUGCUCGCUGACAUCAGCGUGACGCGCACCGAGACGGGGGGUGUGAUCGACAAGGCAUUGCGGCGGGAGGUGGGGCGGGUGUUCCGAAGGCUGCACAAAGCAACGGAGACAAAGGGGACGUUUCAGCGGGGGGGCGUGGAGAGCGUCGGUGAGUUCUUAGACGAGCGUUUUGAGGAGUGGCUUAGCGGAGAGCAGACUGAGGGUGGAAGUGUGGAAAAGGGCGGUGGUGAAGAGAAGAGGCAGGUUGUAGGCGGCGACGAAACGGGGCGGGGUUUGACACAAGCGCCAAAGAGAGGGCUGGGGCCUGAGGUCGCCGGUGCCGCAGUGCCAAGCUCGGGUGCGCCAACUGACACCGGCCCUGCGGAGGGGAGUAACGCCAGUGGGCAAACGCCUGGGGAGUUACGCGCCCUGAAGCGGGCCGUGUUUGAGAUGCGCAAGAAGCUGGAGUGCAACAUCACCGGCUCCGCUGACCUCACGCUGCUGUCGCUCGAGGCGUUCCCUGACUACUUGGAGUUCCCUGGUCCCCAGCUGCAGAUUCCACGCGGUUAUUCUGGGGUUGCGGAGGCGUUGCUCCGGAAGCUGUCGCCCGGGUCCGUGCGUUUUAACCAAAGGGUAAAGUGCAUCAGGUGGGGUUUGAUUGGAGCGGCACAUGUUGACGUCAGCUCAAGUGACGUCAGCUACAAGGGAAGGGCCGAGGUCGGAGGAGGUGCACGGGUUUCGGAGAGGUCUGCCGGUGCCGAGGUCAGGUCGGAGAAGGAGGGGGUCAAGUCGGACGGUUUAGGUGACCCCGUUCGAGUGGAGUGCGACAGCGGGGACCAUUUUGCGGCUGACCACGUGAUUGUCACGGUGUCUCUUGGUGUGCUGAAAGAGCGCGCAGCCAGCACGCGUCCCUGCGAUGCGUUCAGCAAUCAAUCGUCUGAAGCCGGGGAAGGUCUUGAAGCCGGGUUAGCGAACCGGGAACCCGCCCCUGAAACCUCCGGGGCAAGCGACCGGAGCUUCCAACCGAGCACUGGAGAAGAGACCGGGAGUGCCCGGAGCUUUGAACCGAGAACAGCGCUGUUUGACCCACCGCUCCCGGAGGAAAAGCGGGCAGCGAUCCGGAGAAUGGGCUUCGGUGUGGUGGAUAAGGUGUUCGUCGACUUCGAGAAGCAGCCGCUGCCGAGGGGGUGUGGGUCUCUCGAGCUGGCGUGGUUGUCAGAGCCAUCAGAUUCUGAACCGUCCCAUUCCGAGUGGGUGCGAGGCCUGUUCUCCUUUGGAACACCAAACGGGCUGCCCAAGUCCGUCAUGUGUUGGGUCAGUGGGCAAAACGCCCUCGGAAUGGAACAGCUUCCUCCCAGCACGAUCGCCGACGACGUCGUGAGUACACUACGACGGUUGCAAGGGGACACGACGGUACCCACCGUUGCUGACGUGGCGCACAGCAACUGGGCGACGGAUCCUCUGUUCAGGGGUUCCUACUCGUACGUGGCCGUCGGGUCGAGUGAGGAAGAUAUCCACGAGCUAGCCCGGCCCUUGCCGUACCUGCAAAAUUUGAAGGCCGUAGAUGUGGCCAGUUUUGGCGAACGUCUUUCUUUGGACAACGAAGGUGCGGGUAGCACGGAGGAGAAGAGGCAGAGAAUUAUAGGGCGUCAGGAUGAGAGCGGAAAAGAAGAGGGGAUUGAAGAGACGGCGCGGGCUUCGAGAAUUCUUUUUGCUGCAAGGGCCAAAGGUACCUGCUGGCUGGGAAGAUACGGCUCAACGGAAUGUCCGAGGUUAAGCGGAGCUGAAACAAAGCUAGAAUUAGAGACGGCGUCUCGGUGCAUCUGUGGAGAUUCGGCAUGGUUGCGUAUUCUGCCCGAGAUGGGGGCCGUAGUCAUCAUCGCGGUGGUGGUGCCAGUUUCUGUUAUAGCGCUCCUGGUUUUCGUCGCGGUGUUUUUGGUGUGGCGGCACAAGGAGGAGACCUCGAAGACGGUGGAUCACACGGCAUUGGCCAAGCGGUGGUUUGUGUGGAACCAAAACCAGGAUCUGCCUGUGGGGAAGAACGAAAAGCAAGGGCCCUCAAAGCCCGCAGAUUCAAAGCCCGCCUCCAAAGCCCCCAUCCCCCUCCAAUCGGUAGUCGUCACCACACCAACCGGGGGGCGAAGCGUGGGCGAAACCCUCCCCCCCCGGCCUCAAACCACCCCCCGGGACUCCCCCAGGGGCGACGGGAUCCCCCGCCCGGAAGUUCUUAACCGACCAGAAAUCGUUAACCGACCGGAUAUUGUUAACCGACCAGAAACGAGCCCCCGGGUGGGGGUGCUGCCGCGCCCGGGAAUAUCUCCCCAGGAGGCCGCGAAUCAGUUGGCGGUCACGUCGCGGACGCCGUGGAAUGCCGGGUCGGCGAGCCCCGAGUCGGUGCGGUCGCUCGGGGCGUCGUCUGCGGAUGCCGGCGCGGUGGACUCGCCGAGGGCGCGCAUCGUCCCGCUCAAUCAUGGGGGAGCCACCGACUGGCUGUCAAGCCGCAGCUUCACUCUGCGGGAGAUCCUGGUUGCGACCAACUAUUUCAAUCCGAAGUUGGAGCUGGGCAGCGGCGGGUUCGGCAAGGUGUACCACGGGCAGCUGCGCGACGGCGGCACCGUCGCGAUCAAGCGCAUGAAGAAGGAGUCCAAGCAAGGGAUGCGCGAGUUCAUCAACGAAGUGCGGCUGUUGGGCAGACUGCGCCACGUGAACUUGGUCCAGCUGGUGGGAUUCUGUGCGACGGAAGAGGAGCAGCUGCUGUGCUAUGAGUACAUGCCCAACGGAAAUUUGGCGCAGCACUUGAGAGGGACGAAGAAACCGCUCUCAUGGCGGAUGCGUCUGGAGGUGGCAAUCGGCGCGGCCAAGGGCCUAGAUUACCUCCACGUCAUAGCAACGCCACCUGUCAUCCAUCGAGACGUGAAGAGCAGCAACAUCCUGUUGGACGAGGACUGGAACGCCAAGGUGGCCGACUUUGGCCUAUCAAAAGCUGUACCGAUGAAUUCCAACAUCGCCUCCAGUUCGACGUUCGUUAGGGGAACGCCCGGAUAUUUCGACCCCGAGUAUUACGAGGGCCAGCGACUGACGGAGAAGUCGGACGUCUACGCUUUCGGUGUGGUGCUGUUGGAGAUGCUGACCGGGAAGAAGCCCAUAGACGAGACGCUCCCCCUUGCCGACGGCAGCCUCGCGAAAUGGGCGCGGCCGCAUUUGCGCGACCCAGAGCGCGCGGUGUCCCUGGUGGACCCGCGCAUCCAGGGCAGUAUGACGCGCGCAUCGGUGCUCAAGUUCGCGUCGCUCGCGCUCAACUGCAUCGCAUUGUCGGGCGAUGAGCGACCGUCGAUGAGCGAGGUCGUCCUGCGGUUGCAAGAGGCCAUCGCUUCUUGAAACGAUUUUCGUCGUAUGUCAGUCAAAUGUGUUAUUGCUUUGCGGGAUGGUCCGCACGAGGGGGUGAAGUUAGGGAGUGUGUAUUUAAAACGUGUUUGGAAGUUUGUUGUGUUUGAGCUUAGGCCAGAUGAAUUGAAGCUUUCGUCGAGUGGGCGCGAGAUAAAACAAUCUCUUUUACUGGAGAAGUUGUGCAUCAGACUAGGCAAAAGUCGAUUGGGUCAAAUUCUUAGAAUUGUGAGCGGAUCAACAUAUUCUCUCAGUCAACGCUAUCUUGAAGCCCGUUGAUUCUAGCAAGCCCGUGGGCCGGGCUGCUUGAGCUAGUGCGUAAAGUGAGAGGUGCUGAUGCGUACGGUGUACAAUCAAAUCUGACGUAGUGCGUUCACAAUUACGUGUUAAUGGUGGGUGCCGUCACCGUGUAGUACGUAGAACGUAGAUAGAGCGUGCGCGUGUUGAGUUGUGGAUACAGAUAGGUUAGUUGAGUAACCUCGACAAUGAUUUCUCUGUUCUAAUUCUUUAAGCUGCAACGGGUGGGUGUUGAUCUGGCACGACCGAGGGUUCUCUUCUUUUUGGUAGAUUGGAUUGCUAGCUAGUAACCGUUGCAUUGCUAGCUAAACAUCAGGAUGUCACCAUCAUCAACCAAGUGACUGCCCACGUGGAUAAGCUCCGGCUGGGCUAGCUAGAUUGAACUCAUCAUCGAUCUGCUUUUAUGAGCCCGCAAUGAU
Messenger RNA from Klebsormidium nitens, 4688 nucleotides. NCBI's taxonomy places the organism in Eukaryota, Viridiplantae, Streptophyta, Klebsormidiophyceae, Klebsormidiales, Klebsormidiaceae. The record is from the annotation of a GenBank genome assembly.